This is a messenger RNA of Podospora pseudopauciseta, 1573 nucleotides long. RefSeq lists its product as uncharacterized. The record is from RefSeq and is a predicted model, not a curated record. Bases 418 to 1062 code for a protein of 214 amino acids. The transcript is spliced from 3 exons. NCBI's taxonomy places the organism in Eukaryota, Fungi, Ascomycota, Sordariomycetes, Sordariales, Podosporaceae.
CACUUUAGUUUUUGGCCAUGCCUCCUGGGAUUUAUCAUGCCAGAAAAUGUACCUGACUCACAUCGCAAGAUUUGGGGAGGACACUGGCCCUUUCUCCGUUGAUAAUCCGUUUCUUCGAACGGGAGAUAAUCAUCAAAUGGCAGGCAGGAGCGAUGUCUGCAGGCAGAUGACCUCAUGGCCCACUGUGUUUGUUUGCUCUUGCCUUUAUUCAUGGGAUCUCGCUGGCUGGCUGACACCCCGCGAUGCUUGUGAAUCCGUUUGCUCGGUGGGCAGGAACGACUCAAAGAGGCCUCGCUCAUUGUCCGCCUUUCUAUCUUCCUCUCCGACUCUCUUCUCCACACCCCCGUUGCUGUCUCGAUCUUCUCUCCCUCAACACCAGGCCCGACCGCAUCCGGCAUUGAGAACUCUACCGCAAAGAUGCCCUCGUCCAAGGCUGCCAAAAAGAAGCAGCGCCUCAAGAAGGCAGCCGCUGAGAGAAACGCGGGCAGUUCUGAGAUGACCCAAGAGGACAUCACCCCCCUGGUCUCCGGCCUGGAGCCCAAGUCCUAUGAGCAAAUCAUCGUCGAUGCUGCUCGUAAAUUUGACGAUGUUGCCGAUAUGGUCGUCGAGCAGCACCAAUCACUUGUCAAAAUCCGGGCCCAUGAGCAAACACUUGUUGCCGACUUUGCCCGAAUGACCAAGGCAAUCGAGAGAUCCCUGGGUGCAAAAUAUCACGAGCUUCUUGCCCCCACCACAGCCGAAGAUCGUCCCACACGGGUCCGAAAGUACGCCAAGAAGUUGGCCAACGACAUCGAUGCCGCUCUGAACUACAUGACCGCUGAGAUCACGCCCGACUCGCUCUACGCCACCAAAUUUGCGGCCUUGGACGGUAUGCGGGCUGUGUUGGAGAGCAUUCUCCGCUGCCCCAAGCCUCUUCUGAGCGCUCGAUCCCGACAGCCAUCGUUCAAGAGUUGGGACAUUAAAUUGAUGGUGGUGUUGAAGCAUCUGAACUGCGAUGACAUGUGCAAGCUCAAGUGUGGCAAAUUCAGAUGCGGCGAGCAGAGACACCUACUCAGUGGAUGAAAGACAUGAAGCGCCUGUGUCUCCUCCACGAGAUUAUGGACAAAAAGGUCUUCAGUCAUUGGAUCGACCAUGCCUUUCAGUUCAAGUAUGAGAGCGUGCAAGCAACCACGAUCCCGCAGGCUGUGAAGCACGAGGUGACCAUCCGGCAGAAGAGUUCGCCUGUACCUUCCCCGGCUGAGGCUUCAUCCUCGCAGAGCCCAUCACUUGAGCCCGACCUGGCUGGGCCUUCCGAGAGCGCCUCCUCGUCCGAGCCGGUCAAGACAGAGCCCCCAAGGCAAAAUUGACCAAGGGUGAGCUCAAAAACAUGGUCUCUCUCCUUUUCCCCUCUAUUCUCGAGCAGAUCAUGACCUCCACAGUUCUCGCCCAUGCCUCAGUAAUCCCUGCGCUCAGGGCCGUCCGGAAGAUCAAGGCUGCGGCCGAAUCAUCGAUGGCCCAAGACUGGGUUCGAGUUGCCGGGGUUGUACACAGCGGCCUCAACGAUCGCUAUCGUAUCCGCAAGACCUACCGCCAC